UGUGCUUCAGCUGCUUCACAAGGCACAAUCAAGCCGCUGUCACCACAAGCUCUGCUGAGCUACGUCAGUCUGGCUUCUGUACAACUCCCAGAGGACAUCCUUAUUCCCUAAUAAGUAUAUAACAUUUUGUAUAUUGAUUGGUAUACAUAUUUGUUUUGGUACUGAGUGUCUUCUUUAAUUUUGUUCAACACGAGGAUCAAUAACUGAUGGUUUUAAAAAAAAAAAAAAUCAACAAGUGAAAGGAGCGAGAUCUGAUAAACAGGGUUAACCUUGAUCUCUUAUCCAAACUCCACGCUUACAGUCAUUUGCAGCUUUCUCCAAAGUGUUGCUUCUGACACUAGAAGAUUUUAGCUGAAGGAAACAGAUGUGAAACUUGGUUUACCAAAUCCUUAUUUGUGAAUUGGAAAAAAAAAGACUGGAUACGAUUCAUGACUUCGCAUUCGGUUUGCAGUUGUGGUGCUAACUGCGUGUAUUAUAUGAAAUCAUAUGGAAGGUGCUUGUGUUUUUUUUAAUCUGCACUCCUUACUUUUUUGCCUUCAACUUUUUGAGACUUGCACAACAAUUGCAGUUCACAACUUAUUCUGAUCACUGUAUCUGACUUUUAAUGGAGGAUAUUUAUUAGUUUUAACACAAGCUGCAUCGAUCCACAUAUUUCCAUAGUAUGUUUCUUCUUACUGUUAGCCGAUACUAGAAUCUACUAGCCCGUGGUGCCCUAGCUUCGGUCAUUGAGCCCAGCACCACACUCUGCUUUGGGAACUUGCCCAACCAAACUUGUGCGGGGUUCCAUGUAAGCCCAGCGUGCUGGAGGAGUGUCAGCGGAUCAGCUGCUGCAAGAGAUCACACAGCAGGAACUGUGCGGACUGAUCAUGGCGAAAUGGUUGAAUAAAUAUUUCAGCCUGGGUAACAAUAAUAACAAUAAAACCAAGAGCCCUCCACAGCCCCCCAGACCUGAUUACAAGAGGAACGGGGGAACCGAGCGAUCUUUCCACCUGCCGCAGCAGCAGUUUACCCAGUAUCACCACCACACAUCCCCCCUACCCGGACACUGCAGAGAGGAGAGCGACCUUAUUAAAGCUUACCGUGCACAGAAGGAGAGAGAUUUCGAGGAUCCUUACAAUGGACCCGGUUCGUCUCUCCGCAAGCUGCGGGCUAUGUGCAUGGAGGAACAGCAAGCGGAGGGCAGGAGGGGAGGAAGCAGGGCGCCUGGAUGCAGCAGUAGCACCAACCUGUUUCAGGAGCACUGCCCAGGCUCAAGCACGAACACAACCUCUUCUUCCUCGUCUUCAUCCUCCUCUCCGCACCUGUACCGUAGUAAUAGCGAACGGAGGCCAACAGGGACCAGGAAACAACAACAGCUGGCAGGGGGGUCGGACCUCAAAUAUAUUGUGUCCCCCAAGCACCGACUCAUCAAGAUAGACAGUGGCACUGGAUGGGGGGACACUGGGAGUGGCACUGCUGCCGGGGGAACGGGCACGGGGGGCAUCACCUGGAGCCCAGCAGUCGCUAGUACCAAGACCGAGGAGCAGAGCAACCCUGCGGGAAAGAAGGAUAAGCUUCAAAUAGCUGAUGAUUACUCUGAUCCAUUUGAUGCCAAAAAUGAACAAAAGAACAAAGGAAUAAUUCCAGAGAACAAUGGCUACAUGGAACCUUAUGAAGCCCAGCGAUUGAUGACAGAUAUUCAGAAGCAAGAAAGUCAGAAAUCAUCACCGAAAAAUAUUCAACUGUACGACACACCGUAUGAGCCAGAAUGUAAUGGGGUAGAGUCCGACUCCGAGAGCUUAGUCGGCAUGCGCUUACGAGAGAGCAAGCUACCCCAAGAUGACGACCGACCAGCUGAUGAAUAUGACCAGCCCUGGGAAUGGAACAAAGCUUUGCCGGCCCUGGCAGCCCAGUUCAAUGGUAGCGAAAAACGUCAAUCUUCUCCAUCGCCAUCAAGCGACAGGCGACGACAGCUAAGAGCGCCUGGUGGAGGAUUCAAACCAAUAAAACACGGAAGCCCUGAGCUUUGUGGAAUCCUGGGAGAGCGAGUAGAUCCAAAUGUUGCACUGGAGAAACAAAUAUGGUAUCAUGGAGCUAUCAGCAGGACAGAUGCAGAGAACCUACUUAGGCUGUGCAAAGAAUGCAGCUAUCUUGUGCGAAAUAGUCAGACGAGUAAGCAUGACUAUUCUCUCUCUCUAAAGAGCAGCCAAGGAUUCAUGCACAUGAAACUGUCGAAAACCAAAGAGAAGUACAUACUGGGUCAAAACAGCCCUCCUUUUGACAGCGUCCCUGAAGUCAUCCAUUUCUAUACCACUAGAAAACUCCCAAUUAAAGGAGCUGAACAUUUAUCACUUCUUUACCCUGUAGCUGUGCGGACCCUGUAGACUGCAGCAGGACUGAUCUACCCCCUUCCUGUGGACAGGGGGCUUUGGAGAGGCGUUGGGGCCAGCUCAGCUGCACUAUAACACAGCAGGGUACUUGCUACACAGAGCUAUUCAAGCACUGACAAUUUGAAAUCUGAAUAACAAGCUUGGAUGGAGAGACCCAUCGGCUGUAUCGCAUUCAAAAUAUGUACAAUGUUGCACUAUGGCAUUUAAUAAGAACACUGCUUCGGUUUUGAAUAUGUUCACUGGGGAUUCAGACAUUUCAUACCUAAAGCAGUUCUGGCAGUCUAGGGAGUGACUUAAAAUAUAAAGCUUGUACGGACUGAAAUGUGAAUAUCAUGUGGAAUAUGAGAACAUUACAGUGUGAAGCCGUACAGAAUACUGCAAAACGUUCUUUGUUCCGCUUCUUUUGCCGCAAGAAUUUGGACAUUGGUUUGUUUAUUAUAUUGUUAAUCAAAACAUUCACCUCCUGUUGUUUAAAUGAUAUAAAAUAUUUUUCUUUGUGUGUGUGGAAAUGUUGCAAACAUGUCAAAACUAGAUGUUAAGCAUUCAGUUAAAGUUGUGUAAUUAACCCUUUAACUGCUAAAGAAAACUACAAUGCUACGAUUUCUAAUGUUGUACCUCUCUCUGGCAGCCAAAGGGAUAAAGGGCCUACUUAUUUAUUUAUGAAAAAGAAAACACGGAGAUCCGGAAUUAUUUGUGGCUAUUCUGUCUAAGUAUAUCAACCCACUUCUCACUUCUGAAAGAAUUUUUGAAAUAAACAUUGCUUCUUCAAGACAAAAAAAAAGAAGCUUUACAGCAAAUUCCGUGAGGAUACUUAAUGCCAAUAUAUUUUUCACAACAUUUCCCCCGCCCCCCCCGAAGUAUCAACAUUUUACUCUCUAAAAAGCAAUGCAUCUUUUUGUAUCAAAGGAAAAUGAUGCUUUCAGUUAAUAAUGGCUAUUCCCAGCAAAGAUCACUCAAUUACCGUGUGUGUAUGUGUGAAAUGUAAUACUUUCCAUGUAGCAGUCUUCACCAACAUCCUCUGGUGAAUUUCAAGCUAAACAUUUUCGUUGGUACCUGUGAGAAUCAGCAAGUCAAGCCUAUAUAAAGUAGGCCGCAGCCUGCUCUUGCAACACAGCUAGUAAAAAUUUACAGUUGGAGCAAUACUUUCUUCUUUUCUUAUUUCUAAUUUACAAACAUGUAAUUUGCCAUAGCAAGGUUUGGUUGAGUUAUUUAUGAAUAGGGUAUGUAAAUAAAAAAAUAAAAAAAGCAGUUUAAUAUAUAAGUAUAUUUUUAAUGCCCCCUUUUUGGUACAAAGAAAAAAAAAAAGAAGUUGUGCACCUUUUUACAGUAUGAGGCCUUAAAAGGCAGAGUUAAUGUUUUGUGUUUGUACAGUGUGACUGUUAAGUAGUGGAAGGCGUUACUCGAAUGUUAUAGGCUGGAAAAAAAAUUCAGGGUAUUGUUGUUUUCAACUGUUUGUUGGUGAAGCCUGUUUUUUUCUCUCUUUGUUUAGCAAAAAAAAAAAGUUACAGUAUUAGGGGUUCCAGUCUUAUCUCUAAUAAACUUCUUGUGUCUGCAAAA
Bombina bombina (fire-bellied toad) is the source of this 3926-nucleotide messenger RNA. RefSeq names its product SH2 domain containing adaptor protein B (gene SHB). NCBI's taxonomy places the organism in Eukaryota, Metazoa, Chordata, Amphibia, Anura, Bombinatoridae. The coding region runs from base 867 to 2363 and encodes 498 amino acids. The transcript is spliced from 6 exons. The record is from RefSeq and is a predicted model, not a curated record. Gene Ontology annotation, molecular function: phosphotyrosine residue binding.